Messenger RNA from Punica granatum (pomegranate), 1458 nucleotides. NCBI's taxonomy places the organism in Eukaryota, Viridiplantae, Streptophyta, Magnoliopsida, Myrtales, Lythraceae. The record is from RefSeq and is a predicted model, not a curated record.
AGUUACCUUUGUCCUUUGUUUAUUGCCUAUCCACUCUUCUUCUCCGGUCUCCCCUUAAACCUCCAUAAAGUCUCCUCUGUCAGUCUCUAUCGCCGACCCCCCGAUCUCAACAUCAAGCAAAAGUUGCUGUCUUUGCCCUCGGAAGCUUCUUCAGUCGCCAAGUCGUCGUCCGGAAGAUGGAGAAAGGGAAGCAUCAGGAGGGAGGAGGAGGAGGAGGAGGAGGGGCUGUGGUGGUGUCGAAACUAAUGCCGCCGCAGAAUCCAAUUGAGCAGCUGCAGUCCCGUUACAAGGAGCUGGAGGGUGGGUUCAAGGCCUGGCUCUCGAAGCAGUCCCUCCCGGUGGAGGCCGCCGUAGUCACCGCCACCAGCGCCGCACAAGGCGCCGCCAUCGGGGCAUUCAUGGGCACCCUCACCAACGACGUGUCCUCUCUCACCCCUCCCCCUCCGGCCAACCUCAACCCGCAGGCCAUGGCUUCUCUCAAGCAAGCUCAGGCUUUAUCGGGAGGACCGCUGAUACAAGCUCGCAACUUCGCUGUAAUGACCGGAGUGAAUGCCGGCAUUUCCUGUGUUAUGAAACGGUUGAGAGGAAAGGAGGAUGUGCAGUCCAGCAUGGUGGCGGCUUUUGGUUCUGGAGCCAUGUUUACAUUGGUGAGUGGGAUGGGCGGCCCAAAUCAAGCGGCAAACGCAGUCACAUCAGGUCUCUUUUUCGCACUUGUUCAGGGUGGAUUAUUUAAGUUGGGACAAAAAUUCUCUAAACCACCAGAGGAAGAUAUAUACUAUGCCAGAACACGAAACAUGUUGACGAGCCUCGGCCUUCAGAAUUACGAGAAGAACUUCAAGAAGGGCCUGUUGACGGAUGGAACCUUACCUUUGCUCACCGAUAGUGCUCUAAGAGAUGUCAAGAUCCCUCCUGGACCGAGGCUUCUCAUCCUCGACCACAUUCAGAGGGAUCCAGAGCUAAAAUCAGCGAAGAAGAAAUAAUGGGUGCUUCUGUUGAUGAUAUGCAUCUACUGUUGAAGUUAUUGGUAUAGCAUGAGAGCAUUGCAGUUUUGUCAGAUUGAACCUCUUCGUAGUUUUCUUGUGCCAAUGUGCGCUGGUGGUCUGACUGCUUCUGAUGCAUGGCAUUAUCUGCAUUCGCUCGCGAGAUUGAUUUAACGGCAUGAGUCUUGCAGCAUGUGUCACGAAUGAAAGGUAUAGACCUGACAAUUACGCCUCGCUCAAGAAGAAAAGAAACAUACUAGGAAAAAGCACAUAAAACCAGGAGGGUGAAUAGAAUAUUCUAGUCGUGAUCCUUCCAAGUUAUUUUACCUCUUCAUGACUCACAAUGCGUUUAGGUAGUCACUGCAUUAACCGGUUCGAUAUUGGAAUACUCGUAAAUAUGUUUGGUCAGUUAUCAGUGAUCCUCAGGAUCUAUCGUGAGAGGCUAGAAAUGUUCAUUUAUGCAGUUUUUGUUAAUAUA